Molecule: messenger RNA, 1089 nt
Organism: Zychaea mexicana
Lineage: Eukaryota; Fungi; Mucoromycota; Mucoromycetes; Mucorales; Lichtheimiaceae
Exons: 3
Coding region: 280-972 (230 amino acids)
Molecular function (GO): ubiquitin protein ligase activity
Source: RefSeq, a predicted model, not a curated record
GAGAGACUCAAAGAGCACCUGGUCAUUCUUCUGGAGUGGAUAGGCGAUCAGUCGACAGUAACAUUUACUCUUUCAUUUCCUUUUCCGAACAGCGCGCGUGUCGUUUGUCAAGAGUCACACAUCGUUGACGGUUUCGCUUUUCUUUUCCUUUCGCUUGCUUCCAACUUCCAGCAGACACUACUCGUUCGACUUUAUCAAACACCCCACAAAAAUUAUUCGGAUACAGGCCUUUUUUUUUUCUCUUUUUCUUCUAUAACGAAAUUGUAACACACAUACACCAUGUCUACGAGUCCGUCAUCCCGACAAGAAUCGCAACAGACAACCGCAACACCACGCUAUUGGUGCUAUUCAUGUAGUGCUGAAGUACCAAUUUACAUGGCUCCAGACCCUACAUGUCAACGUUGCAAUGAACAAUUUAUCGAAGAGAUUGACUCGGAAAACGAUCCACGGACUUUCUUGGCUGGCGCUCCUGCUGCUACUGCUACAGACGACAACUUUAGUGGUAACGCCGAGCGAACGGGAGGAGGAGGUAUUGAUCCUGCCACUGGUACAGCCUUCUUUCGUUACGAAACAGGCGAUGACGAUGACAUUUUUCACUUUUUUACGCCCAUGGGGGCACGCAGCGAAGGAGGUGGAGAAGGUGGUAGUGCCGGCGCCGGUGACGAACCGGGAAAUCUUAACCAACAACCACUGGCAGCCAUGCUACAGAAUCUGCUAACGUCCAUGUUGGGCUCUGCUGCCGAAGGAUUACAGCAUCAGCAUCAGCAACAACAACAAGGUCCUGAUGGCGCGGGUGAUAUUUCUGCUGGUGAACAGCAGGACGAAGAAGGUAUAGGAAGUGGAGCACAAUCACAGCAACAAACACGACGACCACCACCGGUUGUGUUUUACAGUAACAUGUUAGACGGGCAGUUUCGUCCAUUGAAUAUGAAUCCCCAACGGAAUGACGGAGGAGAAGGUGGAGGUAUAUGAUAAUGAUAAUGAUUAUCGAGGAAAGACGGUGGGUAUAUACUUCGUGAAGGGACUAAGACGAUAUCAGGGACAUGGAGUCGUUGAAGGGUUACUCUAACGGUAAACCGGUUCACAAUU